This is a messenger RNA of Nipponia nippon (crested ibis), 2502 nucleotides long. The record is from RefSeq and is a predicted model, not a curated record. Lineage: Eukaryota; Metazoa; Chordata; Aves; Pelecaniformes; Threskiornithidae.
AUGCUGAGAAGUCUGAAAGGACUUGUCUGCCAUCCUCUCAAGUUGGACCAUGGGUAUGCCCUCCAUACGGCGGCCAAGGAUUGCUUAAGUUCCGUUGUCGGCCAGGAUGUCCAAACACUGGCGGAAAGACCAAGAACAGUUUUCUACACCAGCGAGAACGACCCGGCCAACCACGCCGACCACCACGAGGGUCGCCAUUACAGCAUUCCACUUGAGGAGGUGAAAGCCGUGUUUCCCCAUGGCCUGCCCUCUCGCUUCCAGCAGCAGAUUAAGACCUUCAAUGAAGCCUGCCUGAUGGUGCGAAAACCAGCUCUAGAACUUUUCGCUUACCUGAAGAGCUCCAACUUUGCCCACCCAGCUGUCAGAUACGUGAUCUAUGGUGAGAGAGGAACGGGGAAAACCAUGACUCUGUGUCACGUGGUUCACUACUGUGCAAGGCAAGGCUGGCUGGUGCUGCACGUCCCAGAUGCUCAUCUCUGGGUGAAAAACUGCAGGGAGCUUAUGCGGUCUUCCUAUAAGAAAGAACGGCUUGAUCAGCCUUUGCAAGCAUCUUUCUGGCUCAAGAACUUCAAAACCUCAAAUGAGCGCUUCCUGAAAGAGAUAAAAACACAAAAAAAAUAUGUGUGGGGCAAACGAGAAAGCACGGAGGAGGGCAGACCGCUGGGUGAAGUGGUGGAGCAGGGUUUAGCUCGCGUGAGAAACGCCAGCGAUGCUGUAGGGGUUGUGCUGAAAGAGAUAAAGCAGCAAUGUCGUCUCGGCUCAUUCCGACUUCUUGUGGCAGUGGACGGUGUCAACGCGCUCUGGGGAAGGACUACGUUAAAGAAGGAAGACAAAAGCCCGGUUUCUCCAGAGGAGCUGACGCUCGUGUACAAUCUAAGGAAGAUGGUGAUGAACGACUGGAGUGGAGGUGCUGUUGUGAUGACCCUCAGCCAGACCGGCUCGCUCUUCAAACCCAGUUCUGCCUACCUGCCCCAGGAGCUGCUGGGAAAGGAGGGCUUCGACGCCCUGGACCCCUUCGUCCCCAUCCCGGUCCCCAACUACAGCCCGCGGGAGUUCGAGAGCUGCUACCGCUACUACCUCGAUCGCAAGUGGCUGCAGCACGAGAAAGGACGCCGCGUCCUCGGCCGGAACGGGAGGCUCCGGCACCGCCGCGCAAGGUCUGGGGUGUUCAGAGUUGAAACCUCCUUCGCUCUUCACGCCUGUCUCGUUCCAGGCACCUCUCCUGCCCCUUCGCGCCUCGCUCUUUCCCAGGAGGUUCGCUCGGGCGGCAGCGUGCAGGUCUGGUCCGAUUACCUCAACGUGCGCUUGCAUCCCAAGAGCGUCUACGUCAUCCAUCAGUACAUGCACGAUGGGGACUGUGGUUGUCUAGAAGCCUUUGGGCAAGGUGAAAGUCUCCUGCAGGAUCCUGGCUGCGUAGAGGAGCUGGAAGAUCGGUUGCACUUCUAUGUUGAAGAGUGUGAUUAUCUGCAGGGAUUUCAAGUCCUCUGUGACCUACACAAUGGCUUCUCUGGAGUCGGGGCCAAGGUGACAGAACUGCUCUACGAUGAGUAUUCAGGAAAAGGAAUCCUGACCUGGGGCCUGACUCCGGUCACGAGUAACGAGGGAGAUUUUCAGAAGAAUUUUUACAGGCUGAUGAACACAGCCCUCGGAAUCGUCCGUCUCUCCAGUCACAGCUCGCUCUUUUGCCCCCUGUCGCUCAGUGGGAGCCUAGGAAUCAAGCCCCAACCUCCUGUUACGUUUCCAUACAUAAACUAUGACGCAUCGCUUAACUACCACAGUAGCGCAAUUCUGGCAGCAGCGCUCGAUACCCUCACUGCUCCGUACCGGCUCUCCUCCUCGCGGGGCUCGAUGAUGCACCUUGCUGAGACCCUGAACUUCUCUGGGAGAAAGGUAAGGGCAGAGAGAACGGCAGCCUCCGAUCCUUAGCUCUACCCCUGCCACUUGACAGCCGUCCCGGACACCGGCGGGGGGGUCUAGAAGGUCAGCUGCUGUUUUGCUCAGUCUGUUGUGCUACGAGGACUUUGCAAAGAAAGUCACAUCAGCUGCUGUCCAGGAAAGCAGCCCGCUUCUCCGCUCCACGCCUGUGAGAGCGCCGAGCAGAUUCUGCAGCAUUACCUGCACACCGCCUUUCCCGGGGCGUUCAGCACGUCCCACGUGCUCGCGCAGCCAUGCGAUACCCUGCCGCCGUACCCCCAGUUUUUUUCUCCUCUCCUGAGCAGACAAGGCUUCCUCCUGGACAAACCUCCCAGUUACUCCUCAGCAGCUGUUGAAAGCAUCCCUGUGCUAGCAGCCCUGCAGUCCUCACCGGUGCUGCGCACGCUCCUCUACAGCUUAUACGGGGACCUACAGAAGCUGAACCUGCGGCGCUGGGCCAGCUUCUUCUCUGCCGGAGUUGAAGAGGGCGACUUCCAGGAGGCCUUAGAGGAGCUAAGAACUCUGUCACAGUGCUACGAAACGGGGUUUGAAGCAGAGGGAUCUGAAGAUGAAGCAGAUUCAGACUAA